UGGGGCGUUUUCGAUCAGUUGCAACAAGUUGCUCUGGCAGGCACACAGGCGUCUACUCCAUCGUGUUUCCAGUGGCAGGUGAUCACCGCGCGUUCAGCUCUAACCGCAGCUUGUGAAUGGGGAUGAUCACGACAGAGCCUUCAGACAUGACACAGGAGGAGUAGAAUAACGUAUUUGAACGAGCUCAGAUCUUUUAUUUUUUAUUUUUUAUUCUCUCUAAGAAGCGGGAAGUGAAUUUUUGGUAAAUUGAUAGAAGCGUGCUUUUGCCCGGUUGCGCGUCUCUGCGUGCGUAAUGCGCUCUGCCUAGAGCUUUUUGAUACUUGUUCUUUUUCUUUUUUUGAAUAUUGUUGCAUUGUAAAUAAUGGCACUCGCUAGAUUCAGCAAAAUUCUCCGGCUGCCCACUCUUGAAAUCAAAAAGAAAGUCAAGCAGUACGAGCACGUCCAUCGGGACAUCAAUCCUAACGACCUAUGGGAAAUUAUUGGCGAGCUGGGCGACGGUGCCUUUGGAAAAGUCUACAAGGCCAAGAACAAAGAGACAGGAGCUCUAGCUGCAGCCAAACAGAUCGAGACAAAAUGCGAGGAGGAGCUGGAGGACUACAUGGUCGAGAUUGACAUCCUGGCUAAAUGUGACCACCGCUAUAUUGUCAAGCUGCUUGAUGCAUUUUACCAUGACAACACAUUGUGGAUCAUGAUCGAGUUCUGCCCCGGAGGUGCUGUGGAUGCCACAAUGCUCGAGUUGGAUCGUGGGCUGACGGAGCCACAGAUUAAGGUGGUUUGUCGCCAGAUGCUGGAAGCUCUGAUCUACCUCCACAGCAUGAAGAUCAUUCACAGAGACCUGAAGGCCGGUAACAUCCUGCUCAUGCUGGAUGGAGAAAUCAAACUGGCUGAUUUUGGCGUAUCUGCAAAAAACAACAAAACCUUACAAAGAAGAGAUUCUUUCAUUGGAACGCCAUACUGGAUGGCCCCAGAGGUGGUCAUGUGCGAGACCAUGAAGGAUGCUCCGUAUGACUACAAAGCUGAUAUCUGGUCUCUGGGAAUCACUCUGAUCGAGCUUGCCCAGAUUGAACCUCCGCAUCAUGAGCUCAACCCCAUGAGGGUGCUGCUGAAGAUUGCCAAGUCAGAGCCUCCCACCCUGGAGCAGCCACACAAAUGGUCACGAGAGUUUAAAGAUUUCCUGAAGAAAGCGUUGGAUAAAAACCCAGAGACUCGUCCGACUGCGACGCAACUCCUGGAGCACCCAUUUGUGAAAUCCGUGAAGUCUAACCGUCCGCUGCUGGAGCUGGUGGCUGAGGCCAAGGCUGAAGUUAUGGAGGAAAUUGAGGACAAUAGAGAGGAAGGAGAGGAGGACGAUGCCAUUGAGCUUACUGUGUCUCCAGGCAAGGAGCCAUGCCAGACCAGUCAGACCAGUAUGGAAGGAGACCAGUCUGUGGACACCCCAAGCCCCACCACACCCUCCCCAACUACACCCUCCCCAACCACACCAAUACCUUUACCCAGGAAGGGGGCUGAGCCAAAUACACCAGCAGAGGAACAGCCAACCUCCAUCAUGGUGGUCCCUGUUCCCCUACCGCGGCAGAAUGUCCCUCCAAAAGAUACAGAGGAGUUGGGCAACAAACUGGCUGAUGAAGUCACUCUUGAGUCUGAGAAAUCUGAGAGUGAGGCCUCCACCAAGACUUCCAGCUCAGAUUCAGGCAUUGAGGAUGGGAAGAGUACCCCAACAUCGGAGGAAGAAAAGGUUGCGGAGACCCUAGAGACAGAAAAGCCACCAUCUCACCCCCAGCCAGUGGCAUCUGAGGAACAAGUUGACAUCAUCAUAGACUCUACAGACCCAGAGGUUCCAAAAAUCCAGACGACCAAGACGGAGAACAACAUUGUGGCUAAUGGAGGCUUACCAACUCCAAGCUCAAGCCCCACACCCACUCCAACUCCCUCUUCUGCUCAUACCCCAGUACCCUCACCCCGUUCUGGGCUCAAUGGUAGCCUAAACAAAGCUACCCGAGAUCGGACAUCGAUGGGAGGGAACACUGAGCCUGUCUCGCCUUAUAUCAAUGGAGGGAUUAUCAACAAUCGGUUCUCUUACUCAGGAAGCAUGGCAUCGGAGAGCAUGGACAUGUCAAUGUCCUCAAGGAACUUCUCGAGCAAGACUCUGAAACGAACCAGGAAGUUUGUUAUUGACGGCGUAGAGGUGAGCGUGACCACCUCCAAGAUCAUCAGGGAUGAUGAGAAGAAAGAUGAGGAGAUGAGAUUCCUGAGGCGUCAGGAGCUGCGUGAACUCCGUUUGAUGCAGAAGGAAGAGCACCGUGCUCAGGCUGUUCUGAACGCUAAGCUGGAGACACAGAGAGAACAAAUGCAGAGACGUUUUGACCAGGAGAUGAAUACCAAGAAGAAGCACUAUGAUAUGGAGCUGGAGAACCUGGAGAAGCACCAGAAGCAAACUAUUGAAAGGAUGGAGUCAGACCACAAUGUUAAACUCAAGGACGAGACCAAACGCAUCAAAUCAGAGCAGGAGCGUGAUCUGCACAAGUUCCAGGAUCAGUUAAAACAUAAGAAAAAGGAGGUAAAACAUUCUGUUGAUAAGCUGCCCAGAAGCCAGCGUAAAGACACCUUGAAGCAGAAGAUGAAUGAGUUCCAAGAAAUUAAGAUGAGAGAGGAGAGCAACUUCUUGGCAGCUCAGAAGAACCACCUGGACACGACGCUGGUAAGAAUCAUCUCCAACAACAAGAGAGAGAUCGCAGAUACAGAGAGGAAAUGUCUCAACAAGAAACACCACCUAAUCAGAGAGCGUGAAGCUACGAUAUGGGAUAUGGAGGAGAAGAACCUUUACGAGAGACACCAGUUAUUGAAGCAACAGCUGAAGGACCAGUACUUCCUCCAGAGGCACCAGCUUCUCAAAAAACAUGAGAAGGAGCAGGAACAGAUGCAGUGCUACAAUCAGCGAAUGAUUGAGAUUCUUAAAGCUCGGCAGCAGCAGGAGAAGAACCGGCUCCCAAAGAUCCAGCGCAGUGAGGCCAAGACCCGCAUGGCCAUGUUCAAGAAGAGCCUCCGUAUCAACUCAAUGGGCAGCCCGUCCGAGGACAGAGAGAAGAUCAAACAGUUUUCUUUGCAGGAAGAGAAGCGUCAGAAGGCAGAGAGGCUGCAUCAACAGCAGAAACACGAGAACCAGAUGAGAGAGAUGAUCGGCCAGUGCGAAAGCAAUAUCCGAGAGCUGCAGCAGCUCCAGAAUGAAAAAUGUCACCUGUUGAUUGAGAAUGAGACUCUGAGGCUCAAACAUCUGGAUGAACAACACAACCAGCUGCUGAAGGAAUGGAGGGAUCAGCUGAAACCCAGAAAGAAGGCCCUUGAAGAUGAGCUAAACAUGAAGAAAAUGGAGCAGGAGGCUUUCUUCAGGAUGACUGAGAAUUCUGAUUGUCCAAACCCAAGUUCUCCCAACAAAGUCUCCAAAUUUGUGCCUUACCAAGACUCUUCUACUACAUAAAAACAGCCGCUGUGACGUUCCACAACAUCUCUUGGCCACUGUUAGAACCAACUAAACAUAAACAUAAACAUAUACCCCACAUCGCACAUGCCUGUUGCCUCAGUUUUAAUUGGCUUUGCCUGCAGUGGCAGCAUACCUAUCCCUCCGUUAGGUUCCUUUGUUCCUUGUUUUAGUGAAUAUUUAUGUUUUAACUCCUGUUCUAAGGGUUUUCUUUAAAAAAAAAAGUUUAUUGUAGUAUUUGAUGGAUUUGAAACUCAUCAUGCGCUUCACGUGACUCAAUUACAUGGUAUCAGCUUCCACUCAGUGUUUUUAAUUUCCUUUUUUAUGUUCAAGUCUGCUUUUUUAUAUGCUCACCACUGAAGCAUGAGAUUCACAUGAUGGAGUGGCCAAACUAAAAUGAUCUGUCUUAAUGAGUAAAUAUAUUUAGGAAUUGGUUUGGAAGAAGUAGUUUGUGUUCACUUAGCACACAGCGAGGGAAUUUGUUUUGACAAGAGGAGUAACAAUGUUUUUCUAUGAAAGCUGGUGAGCCAGUAACUAAGCACUUUUUGUUUAUCCCAAAUUAUCAGUGCCGUCUUCCAAAUAUCAUGACCAAAAACACACCCAAGAUGUAAUGAUUUACCAACUUUUUUGUUUUUCAUUUCUUGACCUGUUUGACUUUUAUUUAUUAUUACCUAUAAAGAACAACAUUAAUCUAGAUUUAUCACUGUAAAUCCUCAUUUAAAUAUUUCCUUUCUCUUAACCAACACACACAAGGAUGUGCUUAUCAUUUUGUAUCAUGUUUCAAAUGGGGGUUAGAAUAAAUCCAGAUCAGAAUUUAAGUUUCUUUUUAAAUGAUUAUUUAGGAAUGCUAUUUUAACAGGCGAGGGAAGACUAACUGUUAUUCAUAAUGUGUUGCUAUUGUGAUAUGUUAUUUUUUUGUUGUAUUUUUACUGUAAAAUCAGUCACACUGGAUGGGAACUGACAAAGCCAAAGCAUAAAUACUGUCGUUUGAAGGAUGUUAGAUAAGGGGACUUAAAUUUUAAUAAAAAAAUAUAUAUUAAGUGUAUAAUUGUUAUACCAUGUGCAGUAAAUGCACUGCCUGCUAACCAAAGUGCAAUAUUACAUGUAUGUCUUUGCUAAGCUUAAAGAGGUUUAUUUUUCUUAAACUUUGCCUUCCUUUGCACUGAGAGGAGGAGUCACAUGAAGAGUUUAAUUCCAAACAUAGAUGUAUCAACCUUGUGAAAGAAACAUUGCUUAAAAUUGUCACAUCUUUAUAAGUUUUAGUACUUGGAAGCAAUAUUUUAAGGUUUGGAACAUGGCUCUGCAUAUUAUUUUUUAAGGGAGUACAACAAUUCAGUCUGCUGUAAAGAUGCCUCUAGAUAUUUAAUCUUAAACUGAAACCUAAGGUUGCAGCUGGAACUUGUUGAGUGAGAGCGUUUUUAGAGCAGUUUGGCCUGCAGAUUUACACUGAAUCAGGUCGGCAAUCAGGUACAGCUUAAUCUCCCUCUCACACACUCUCAAAGUAUUUAAAUUUGUUGUAAAACUGAUCUUUUCUGUCAUUUUUAAUGGCUCCAUCUAUGCCUUUCUCUCUGCCUCAGUUUACAUGAUAUUGUUUGUAUGGAGGGGUUGUGAGUGUGAAUGAAACUGUAUCAGAAGGAACCACUGUUGUAAAUAACUCUUAAUAAAGGCAGAUUUUCUAAUUA
Molecule: messenger RNA, 5157 nt
Organism: Larimichthys crocea (large yellow croaker)
Lineage: Eukaryota; Metazoa; Chordata; Actinopteri; Sciaenidae
Gene: stk10
Product: serine/threonine kinase 10
Exons: 20
Coding region: 362-3475 (1037 amino acids)
Biological process (GO): protein phosphorylation
Molecular function (GO): protein serine/threonine kinase activity; ATP binding
Source: RefSeq, a predicted model, not a curated record